GAUCUGUUUUGAUGUAAUUCCUGUCUUAAAUAAAUGUUAUUAAUGUGCAGUGUGAUUUUGUUCCAUUAAUGUCAAAAUUAAUGUCAUACUUCAGAAAUGAGCAUUCAAAGUAAUCAAAGAGAGACUCGUGAACCCCAAUAUAAAAAAAGUCCCGUUGAACCGAUUCAUGAGUUUCGGCAUCUUGACCCCUCGAAACCCAUUGAAUUGCCUGAAACGGCCUCAAACCGAAAAUGUACCGACGUUUCAUUUCUUCUAGUGUUCCAAAUGUUUCAAAUCGUUUUCAUUAUCUCUUCUGUUUAUAUUGCGUGUGUCAGCGACUUAAGAAUAGGAACACUUGGAACCGAUGGUUGUAAAAAUACUUGUGGAAUGAAAAAUGUUGUGAAAUAUAACAAAACAUGUCCACUGGAAGACUACACGUACGCUCCAUUUGAGCUCAAAUCUGAAAAAAAGUGUGUUUCAUAUGACGAAUGCAGAAUGAGGAAUAUGACCAUUGUAAAUUUUGAAUGCUUAAAGUCUCACAAUUUGACCAAAAGUGAAAAUGAUUACUUAAUGUCCCAGAUUUCUUCGGAAAAAAUGCUCCUAAAAACUAUAAUAAUAUUUGUCAUAACGCCAAUUAUUGCCUCAGUACUAUCCAUAUUGGUCUUUGCUUCAUUUCGAAAAAAAACAUUUGCCACGUUUUACUUUUUCGCAAUUCUUUCGACUAUAAUUUUUCUUUUUAUAACUCCUGCUCUCUGGUAUGCCAUAUAUUAUCUUACUUUUACGGAAAAUUACAGAACGUCAAGUCUAUGGUAUCUUUACAUCAUAGCUGUGAUUUGCACAGUAGUUACUAUUUCUCUACCAAUCAUAUUUUUCUGGCGCCGUCGCAAAACCAAAAUUUUGAUUCAAUUGUAUCGAGAAGCGACUCCUGCAAUUUUUAAAUCACAUUACAUGCUCGUUGCACCUUUACUCGCAACGUUGGUUAUAGAAAUACUAGCAAUUAUCGGCAUCCUUAUGUACCUUUAUGCCCAAAGUGUGAAAAUUCCACAAAAUUCAUCCUUCCCGAUUGAGAGAACGUUUUAUGUUGGUUUCAUGUGUUUUAUGGCCUACUGGAUAUUUACAUUUUCCAUAGGAUGUCAAAAUAUGAUGACGGCUGGAGCAAUUGCAAGUUAUUACUUCUCAAGGGACAAAAAUUCUUUGAAGAACCAAUAUUUAAAAUAUGCCAAAAUAGUGGUUCGAUAUCAUUUGGGUACCAUAGCAGGUGGCUCUUUAAUAAUAACAGUGCUAUCAGUAGUUAAAUUCUUGAUUAAUCAGUUGCGAGACCACAGUUGUGGUGAUGCAAUUUUGGACUGUUUCUGUGAAUGUAUGGAGGAAUUUCUGCAUUAUAUUAGUGUCAAAGCGUACAUAAUGACAGCAAUCCAUGGUAGAAAUUUCCUAAAAUCGGGCAAAAGAGCAGUUCGGAUGAUGUGGAUCCACUUUUUAGAUUUGAUCCAAGUGGACGGAUUCAACGCUGUAGCAAUGUUCUCUGCUGGUGUUAUAAUUGUUCUCAUUUGCCUCUUUAUUUCAUGUGCUAUUAUCAAGGAAGAACAUGUAAGUUUUUUACUUGUCACUUUCAUCGGAACACUUGUAGUAGCAGGGGUUACUCUAUAUUUUUUCUUCUCAUUGAUAAGCAUUUCUAUCGCAACAGUAUUUUUGUGCUACUGCGAAGAUAGGCAUAUGCACGAUGGUACAGAUCAACCUUAUUUUAUGAGUCCACAACUUGAAGCAGCUGUGAAUGAAGCCUUGGAAUUCGCUGCUGCAAGAAGGGCGGCAAAGGGACUUCAGCGGGAGCAAAACACUCGCCAAAUUGCACAAAACAGUCCUCAAAAUAUUUAGCACA
Molecule: messenger RNA, 1855 nt
Organism: Tribolium madens (black flour beetle)
Lineage: Eukaryota; Metazoa; Arthropoda; Insecta; Coleoptera; Tenebrionidae
Product: choline transporter-like protein 1
Exons: 13
Coding region: 97-1851 (584 amino acids)
Biological process (GO): transmembrane transport
Cellular component (GO): membrane
Molecular function (GO): transmembrane transporter activity
Source: RefSeq, a predicted model, not a curated record